AUGGUCAAGACCUCCGUCCUCAACGAUGCGCUUAACGCCAUGAACAACGCCGAGAAGGCUGGCAAGCGCCAGGUCCUCAUCCGUCCUUCCUCCAAGGUUAUCGUCAAGUUCCUUGCUGUCAUGCAGAAGCACGGCGGCCGGUCUCAAUCAACCUACGACGUCUGCCUUUUAAGUUACAUUGGCGAGUUCGAGGAGGUCGAUGACCACCGCUCUGGCAAGAUUGUCAUCCAGCUCAACGGCCGUCUCAACAAGUGUGGUGUUAUCAACCCCCGCUACCCCGUUCAGCUCCGUGACCUCGAGAAGUGGGCUACCCAGCUUCUUCCUUCCCGUCAAUUCGGUUACGUUGUCCUGACCACCUCCGCCGGUAUCAUGGACCACGAGGAGGCUCGCCGCAAGCACGUUGCUGGCAAGCUCCUUGGCUUCUUCUACUAG
Messenger RNA from Penicillium roqueforti, 432 nucleotides. Its product is annotated as 40S ribosomal uS8 domain-containing protein. The transcript has 4 exons. The record is from RefSeq and is a predicted model, not a curated record. Gene Ontology annotation, molecular function: structural constituent of ribosome. The coding region runs from base 1 to 432 and encodes 143 amino acids. Gene Ontology annotation, cellular component: cytosolic small ribosomal subunit; ribosome. Gene Ontology annotation, biological process: translation. NCBI's taxonomy places the organism in Eukaryota, Fungi, Ascomycota, Eurotiomycetes, Eurotiales, Aspergillaceae.